Molecule: messenger RNA, 6465 nt
Organism: Symbiodinium necroappetens
Lineage: Eukaryota; Dinophyceae; Suessiales; Symbiodiniaceae
Source: the annotation of a GenBank genome assembly
AUGCGCCGUCUCACGGCUUUGGCCUUGCUGCUCUGCUUGGAGGUAGCCCGUGCGCAAGAGCUCGCCGUGGUGCGACCUUUUGCAAGCAGCCAGGAAAUCGAGGACAUGGAUGAAGCCUUUGCACUUUGGAACACGGUUUCCCCAUGUGGCGACAAAGCCCUCGCCGAAUUCGAUUUGAUUCUUGUGUAUAGCAGAAAAUUCGGUCAAAAUCCGGAUGCGCUUGCUGCAGUGGAGCGUGUCAGCACCGCCUUCCGAGAAAGAACGCAGCCGUGGCACAGGUGUUUUCGAGAAGUGCACAUCAAGGCUGCGAACUUGACGGCAGACGAGGAUGUCUACGAUUCUCGCGGCUAUGCCGUGCGCAAGGAUUGGGUGAAUGGCCCGAACAAAGUCUUUCGCUACAUUCUGCGCAGCUUUCUGGACAGCACACUCGCCCCUGCUGAUUACGAUGCCUUCUUCUUCAUGGAAUUUGACUCGGUGCCACUGCGAAGCCUCUGGUUGGACCAGCUUUAUGCAGAGGUCGUGAUUUAUCCCCGGGCUGCCAUCCGCGGUAGCCGCUACCGCGGUGAUUCGUGGGAUCCUUUCUUAGAUGAAAUCUCGGCCGAGUUGCUCCAGCACCUCAAUGGCAACGCCAUCUACUUCAAGCAUCCGUGGCUAGAGUUCCUAGCAGAUCAACUGGAGGAAGAUGAAGCCAAAGGUAACGCCAGUACGGCCUUCGACGUACGCAUGGCGGCCUUGACUCUACAGGCGUCUCUGGAAGCGGCAGACAAUGCCACUACGUACCUGGCUGACGCAUGGAAGCAACACGUUCCAGAAGGAGAGCAGCCCUAUCGGGAUGACUCUCUGUUGGUUGGAAACUAUGCCAACACGUUGCUGAACAGAAGCUUUGAUCCCGGUGAACUUGUGCGUCAUGCGGCUCGGAACAACCUGUUGCGCAAUAUCAACCAAUCUCAGCUCACUUUAGCCGUGAUCGCCUAUGAUGAUUGGUCGGAGUCUAAGCUCCUACAGAGCCUGAAGGUGACACAUCAUCCUUUCCGAAACGUCGUGAUUUUGGCUGACGGGAACGGAGAGAGCACCACGGAGAUUGAGACUCCCGGAGGUCCCUCGCUCUUGCAAGAGAAGGAUUGGGCAGGAGCAUCGGAUCAGGUGCUUUGCGAUGCUGCAGCGGCAGUUACCACAGAGAAAUUUGUGUUUACCGACACGUAUCAUUUCAUUUCAGGGCCAGUGCAGCUUUUGGUGGACGAUGACGGGCAUCCUGUCCUGCCGUACAUACCGUCUUUGUCGGUCUACUGCACGCAGCAGCGGGAGUGCUCGUCAGCCUUGGAUCAGGCUGAAUCAUUCUUUGGAGUCGAGCUGCUUCAUCACCAUGACACCUAUGAAACGGUCUUCGUGACUGACGAUGUCAAGACUUUCUGUCAGACGUGGGACGUGGCAGCCGCCACUCUUGGAAGCUACGAGAACUGCGACUACCUGCUCGGCCCAACGGCAGAUGACUACAUUGCUUGGUUAAUCUCUACGAAGAGGCCGUUCAGGUAUACGCCGAAGAACAAGGAGCGGGUCGGUUGGAGACCGUGGACCUCGCUUUGGACUCCGCCUCCGCUGGACGAGCGCGACUGCAGCCUCUACCGGGAAGGUGAGUAUUUGGCCCGGCUCGCGAGCAUCGAUGCUCCUCGUCCCGACGCAGCCGUUGUGUCCGAGAUUGGCUCCAGGGGAGAAUGGCAGGAGUUUCAGAACACAAGGGAAUGCAGCUUCUUCAUUCAGAAUGCCAGCGCCUGCGACUUCAGCCCGAACUGCACCUUCCGACCUCUCUUUGAGUCUGGUAAAUGCAUGCAGACAAGGCAGUUCGCAUUGUUGCCUCGCCCUCCGAGUCCAUUUACAUGGCCUUCCACCACAACGCUCUCAGCGACCAGGUAUACAAGUACAGACACAGCAACUGCAACUGCCACUACCACCUCUUCAACAAGCGUGUCAAGAACAGCUUCUUUCACAACUUCCACAUCCACCACCACCAGCUCUUGGACGUGGGUGCCUACAAGUACUGCCACGUCGUCAACGACUAUCCUUCCCACUGCCACAUGCCAGGUACCGGACAUUGCAGGAGCCGAGGCGUGCUCCUCACUUCAGCCUGGAGAUACUUGCCAAGUACUUUGCCCUGUGGGCUAUGAGGGGGAGCCUUCUGAGUACACCUGCUUAGAGAACCUGACAUUCGCUGGCCAGCAGCCGGAAUGCAUCAGGACAACGACCUCAACCACAGAAGAAGGCGACCGUCGAUGUUCGAUGGGUCUUCCGAUGGCUCCCGGCGCUGACGUCAGCGAUUGCUUCGGCAUCGCCGCAGGGGCAACUUGCACAGCCCGCUGCUCUGGCAGCUUCUCGGGCACUCCGGUGCAGUAUUCCUGCGCUUCAGACGGAGUCUUUCGACCCACUGAGGCUGGCUUGGAAUGCCAGGAGAGGUUCUGCGACACUUCUCAACUUCCGAGCGGCUACGACGUCUCUUCCUGUGCGCAGACAUCUGUUGGGGAGGUAUGCUUCGUGAGAUGUCCAGACGGAUAUCUUCCAGCAGAGUCGCUGCAUGUAUGUGGAGCAGAUGGUCUAUUCCUAGGCUUUGCACCAACUUGCGAACGCGCAGACUGCAGCUUGGAUCUGGCGACGAAGGCAGCGGACAUUAGCAGAAACUUCUCUGACUGCUCUGGCAUCGUGGCCGGGAGUGACUGUAUCGUCCCGUGCGCGUUUGGCCACCAGGGGAAUCCAGCAACAUACACCUGCCUUCCGGAUGGUACGCUUGCAGGACCUGGUGACCCUUGCCAGCCCAAGACCUGCGCUGUGCCCGACGCUUUGGCAGAUCCCAGUUUUGGAACAAACUGCAACGGGACCCGUCAUGGUGAAACUUGCCGGGCUGCCUGCAGCCCUGGUUUUUCGGGAUUGUCUGAGCAACUGCGGUGCGACAACGGGGUUUUGCAAGGAUCGCUGCCGAAGUGCACCGGAUUCCCUUGCUUUUUGGAGGGUGUGCGCCUGGAGCCAGGCAUGGAUGCAAGCGACUGCGCAGGGAAACGGACCUUCCAGGAGUGCUCCGUCCAGUGUGGCCGUGGAUUCUCCGGCCAAGGAAGUCCGGUGAUGAGCUGUCAGCCGGAUGGCAGAUUCACUCAACACUCCCUAGUCUGUACUCGGAGAACUUGCGGAGACUUAUCUGCCGUGCCGGGGUUCAGCGAUGCUUCCAUGUUAAACUCUUGUGCUGGUCGCGGAUUUGGUGAGGUCUGCUCUGCAUUCUGCCGCCAGGGUUGGGAGUUGCAAGGCAAUGCCACGGUCCUGGUCUGUGACGAUGCACCGGAUGACAGUGCAGGCUUCUCUGUCUACUUCGAAAGUGACGGCCGCUUCGUCCCUGCCGCUGAAGCUGACGGUCCUCUCUGCAAAGCACGUCCUUGCACAGCCAACCUCCCAAACCUGCAGGGUGUUCAGCAUGACUGUGCCGGGAAGACAACGCACGAGACCUGCACAGUGGAGGCAGCUGCAGGCUACCGCUUUGAGUCUGCCGAGGGGCUCACGGCAACAUUGGUUUGCCAGGCGAACGGCAGCUUUGUGGGUAGCAUACCUCAGAUCCUGGCCGACAGCUGUCCUGAAGUGCAGUUCGGGCCAGGAGUGGGCAGCACUUGCAUCAACGUUCCAGUCGAUGGAGAAUGCUGGGCCUAUUGUGAAAGUGGAUGGUCGGGACUACCAAGGAAGUAUCAUUGCCGGCUCUCUGCAGCUCUGGAGCUCCGGGCCUCUGAGCAGGAGAUAAACUGCACAGCUGCAAGGCGCCUGGAUGCAUCGGAACCGGGCGCCUGCUUUGACGACGGGAUAGCGACAGCCUUGUCCCUGCCAGAGCUAACGCACUCCUGCAGCGAGAUGCUUCACGGAGAUGUCUGUGUUGUUCAUUGCAGCGCAGGCUGGGAGAUGGUCGAGCAGAGUCCGACGAUCGUCACGUGCGACAAUGCCUCUUUGGUUGGAGGACCUUUGCCCCAUUGUCGCCCGAAGCAGUGCGAUUUUGGACUACCGAAUGCUUUGGGGGUGAGCUCGAACUGCAGCGGAGCAGUGACUGGCGAGCACUGCCUGGCUAUUUGCGAAGAGGGAUAUUACUCUGACUCUGAUUCUGGACAAGAACAUUUCCUCUGCACGGCUACGGGAUCUUUUGCAGGUGUGGCUCCGGAUUGCCGACGUCUCUCUUGUGCAGACCUCGAGCUGGGAGCUGACUUUCAACACAACUGUCAUGGGAAGCUCUUCGGAGAGAGCUGCGUGGUGACCUGCGCCGCGGGUUUCCAUCUUGCGGGCUGGGGAGCUUCCUUCGUCUGUGCUGGAGAUGGGAGAUUUCAGGGCCUCUUACCUCUCUGCCAAGCUGCGGUUUGUGAAAGUUUUGACGACCUGAACUUCGUGUCGACCUGCGACUCUGUGGCGACGAGUGGGAACUGCAACGUGUCAUGCGGGCCAGGGUAUGAGCAGAACUCGUCCGUUCUCACCUGCGAUGCCGCCGGCACCUUGGUGGGGCAGCUCCCCAUUUGCAAAGCAGAGGCAUGUGCAGUGGACCCGAGCCUGGAAAGCGCUUCCUACAGCCACGAUUGUCUAGCUCUUCCGUUCGGUCGCUCAUGCAGCGUAAUCUGUGCCGACGGCUAUGAGCCUGACACAGAAGAAGGGCAACAAGGGGAGCAGUGGCAGUGCAGGAUCAACGACACACACGCAUCUCACCCGACACUUACCGGGAUUCUUCCAAGCUGUCGUCCAGCAGCAUGUGAUGCUGGAUAUCCGCUACAAUCUCCGGCUACCAGGGACAACUGUACCGCGAUGCUUACAGGUCAGAUUUGUGUCCAAAGCUGUGCUACGGGAUACGUUCCCAGUGACGCGAUCGUCGACACCUUCCGCUGUAAUCCUGAUGGCGUUCUCGUUUCCAUUUCUGGAGUGGGCUUGGCUUGCCGAGUGGCCACUUGCAAGCUGAUGCCACUCGGGCCUAGCAUCGUGACCACUUGUGCUGGCGAGAUUCCAAUCAACGGCAGCUGCAACGCCUUUUGCUCUUCUGGCUUUCGAUUGGAAGGCCCGGUGCAACAGUGGAGAUGUAUGGGACCGAGCAGUGAACUCCCAGCCUUGGAUGGCAGUGACCAGGACGUUGCGCUGCGAGGACACCUCCCAGCCUGCGUGCCAGACGUCUGCGCCUACAACAUCCCGUGGGAGAUCGAUUUUGACCACAACUGUUCAUCAGUACCGACUGGCUCCUUCUGUUUGGUUGGCUGCCCUGGCAAUGGUAACAGUAGCUUGCUGCGCUGCGCCGAAGAUGGCUCAUUACAAGGCGCUUGGCCUCUUUGCAACGAGGUGACACGGAGUUCCAGCGAAACCACCACCAGAACGCAGACGACGACUACACGGGUCAUCAUCCUUGUCGGAAGGCUGACGGUCCAAACGAAUUCUCCAGACGACCUCGGAGAUCCGCAGGUCGAAGCAGGUCUGAGACGUGCACUGGCUCAAGUACUCGAAGUGAGUCCCGAAGAUCUGGAGCUCGCUGUUCAAGCAGUUCAGGGCAGCGCUGACCUCGCGGAGGUUCAGUUCAGUUCUGCCACAGCACCAACCAUGGUGCAGCUGCAAGAACCCCAGAGAACAACCUUCGCAGAGGUCGGAAGAGCUUUCGCCACGGAGUUCGUGAACUACACGGAGGCUGACAUCGCUGCCGUGGGCCCCCUGGUCUUCUCGGUUCAGCUGCGAAACGAGACGCUGGAAGUGAGCAUCGCUCCGCCGGAGGCAUCGCCGGACACCUUACAGUUCACGACCACAAUGACCGCCUCAGCAGGUGUAUUGCUCCUCUGCUGUGCUUGCACGGGCUGCUUCAUCAGACAACGUUUGCGUCAGGCAGGGGAGGGCAGUGAAUGCCCAUGCUCUUGUGGCAGCGCUCAGCCAGAGUCUGGCUCCCUGCCAGAAGUUGCGAGCGAUGUGCAGACCUCCAUCGGUGAGGGUGGCUCGGAGAGCUGGGACUGGGAAGACGAAGGUGUGACGCGCACGUUGCCACCGAGCCGAGAGGUGACAGCAGGCAUUUCGUCGUUGGUCAUGUCAACCAGCGCAGGGUCAGGAUGUCCAACAAGGAGUCCCACCAUGAAGGACCUCCGUGAGGCAGCGAAUCAAGGCGACAGCUGGCUGGGAGUAGUGCUGGGAGAGCAGACUGAGGAUGCAACCGUCAAGAAGUUGGAGGCCUUGGCGCAGGGCGUGGGCUUUCAGGAGCCUUUGGCUGAAAGGCUGGCAGACGCAGGCAUCUACCUGCAGGAAGAUGAAGAUGACGAGGACGGCAUCCAAGAGUUCCGGCUGGCGCUCGAGGAUGUCGGAGUCCACUUUGAAGAGGUGCAUGUGGGGACGCAUGCAGACACCACCGCGCCGCGCGCGAAACCGGGAGUGGUUUGCAGCAGCCGGGUGAACGACCAGGAGUUGGAUGACUUCAUGGAUGAAGACCUCUUUGAGGUCUGA